AUGGCCGAUUCUUGGCAUCGAACUGAUGCAGCGAAGCGGUUUGGUCUUGCUCACCGAGUUAUCAUCGUAGCCCGCAUGUGGUUUUUGAGUCUGGGGUCAUGGGGCAACGAUUACGACAGACCCGUCGGCAUGACGUGGCGAGACAUGGCAGGAAAUGCAGGAGCCCGACUGCAAGCAAGCAUCCUGAUACCGCAGUUCAACUCUGCCCCGUUAUCAUCGGCGCCUCACCGACCUACCGACAAGUGGCGACGCAUACAGCAACAUCAACGACCAUGUCUAAUCCUGAUUAUCAGAAAGAUCGCCGACGCCGGCCGUGGGCGCUAA
Molecule: messenger RNA, 324 nt
Organism: Colletotrichum navitas
Lineage: Eukaryota; Fungi; Ascomycota; Sordariomycetes; Glomerellales; Glomerellaceae
Exons: 2
Coding region: 1-324 (107 amino acids)
Source: RefSeq, a predicted model, not a curated record